CACGUGUUACGUCUCUGAUCAGAGACGCCGCAAAUAUUUACCUUAAGUGUUUGGUUUGAUUGUGUUGUAUAUGUUUGCGUGAAGGUGUUGACAGACGUGUUUGGGAUUUUUGGUUGAUUUAGAACAGUUUUAUUAUGUUCACAAAUAAGUGAAAGUGCGAUGAAAUUAAUGUUUGCUGCUGCAACCUGUUUAGGAGAGUGAAUAGACCACAGUGUGUGCGACUCAAAGGAUAAAACCCUUAAUCCUGCUUGCCAUCCGUAGCUGAUAAUCUUUACUUUGCGUAUUUUUAGUAUUUUUUGUUCGAAACAGAAUUGUAAUCGAUGGAGAACUUUAUCGGAAUAUUAUCUCCUAAAUUAUCGGCGGAACUUAUUGCAAAGCGGGCAGCUCACGUUUCAAUUGUAGAUGAUGGUAUAAAACUCUUGUCAGAGGAAGUGUUUCGGGCUCUGAAGUGUGGGAAGCUUGCUAUUCAAAAUUUCUCACAGAAUGAGUUGCACCCUAGUCCUGAUAAUGAAUCAGCUGUACCUUGGUUGUUUCUUGUGGAUACCUUAAAUUUUUCCUUUUGGUAUCCAGAGGGCUAUGCCAAGAAAUGGGAAGUAACUUGGCAAGGUAAAACAUACACAGGAUAUUUUGCCCUUUGUGCGGCUGUAAACAGAGCAAUUUCGGAAGGAGUGCCCAUGACUGAUGCAAAAUUUUGUUCCAAUGUGACCCUGGAUCAACUACGGCACAUACUUCGUGGUGAUAAGGAAACUGAUGUCCCAUUGCUACAUGCAAGAGUAGAUUGCUUGAGAGAAGUGGGGAAUGUACUUAUGGACAAGUAUCAGGGAUCAUUUGUGAAUUGUUUAAAAGAAAGCCAAAACUCUGCUCAGAAAUUGCUUCAGCUUGUGGUCGACAAUUUUCCCUGUUUCAGAGAUGAGGCAGAAUUUGAAGGUUAUGCAGUAUCAUUUUACAAGAGAGCGCAAAUCCUCAUAGGUGAUAUAUGGGCCUGCUUCAAGGGAGAAGGUGUAGGUUAUUUCAAAGACAUUGAUUCCCUUUCAAUGUUUGCAGAUUACAGGGUCCCACAGGUUUUGGUCCAUUUUGGAGCAAUGAAAUAUACUGAUGAACUCAUGGAGCUGUUAAAAUCUGGUCACAUACUAGCAAACGGUAGCCGAGAAGAAGUUGAAAUUCGAGGAGUUUCGAUUGAAGUGGUUGAGCGUGUUUGCAAACAAGUAAGGCAACUUCUGCAGGAGUACAAUAUCAACAAUGUUACAGUUAACUCAGUUCUUAUUGACCAUUACCUAUGGGACUACCGGCGAGAACAUGCAGAUUCUCUCGAAUAUAUUCCCUUUCACAAAGUGCGCUGUAUUUAUUACUGAACAUCAAGCGUGGAGUAAAAUUAAUUUUUGUUGCAUGUCAGCAGAUAAUCUGAAAAUAGCUUGAAUAAAGAUUGUGAAGUUCAUAAA
This is a messenger RNA of Schistocerca gregaria, 1439 nucleotides long. Its product is annotated as queuosine salvage protein. The transcript has 7 exons. Bases 321 to 1352 code for a protein of 343 amino acids. The record is from RefSeq and is a predicted model, not a curated record. NCBI's taxonomy places the organism in Eukaryota, Metazoa, Arthropoda, Insecta, Orthoptera, Acrididae.